UAACAAAAACGAUAAAGAAAAACUAUUAAAACUGUGCAAAACGUACGCUAUAUGUAAAAUAGCACAUUGAAUUUUUUAAACAUAUUUUUAUUUAAAACUGCAAUCAUUGAUAAUUUUUUGCAGCUACAAAACCGUGUUACAAACUUCAGUGUAAUGCUUGGUGGCGGCGCUGAACGUUUAUGCACGCCAAGCACUUCAGCUGGUCCAUUUCGAAUAUUUGCAGUUGCGGGGUUUCAAAAUCGUAUUAAUGAUAUAGUAUAUUGUCCACCAAUAAUACGACAACCAACCCAAAAUGUAGAAGAUUCGACAGCGAUCAUAUACUUUGGUGGAGAUGUACAGGAUUUUCCAGAGAGUAUGGAGACGAACCGCGAUAGUCGCGGGUAUAUGAAAUACAAUUUAGAAAAUUCAGCUAUACUAUUGCGUGAGGCAUUUCCGCUGUCACAUAUCAUUGUCAUACGCCCUGUUAGAAUGGAGUUUAAAACUUUUAGUUGUUUUGACAACUUUGUGCGUGGAAACAAUGCUGGAGUGCCGGAUCAUACGCCAAUGAAUCAUGCUCUACAACAUUUAGAAAAAUUAUUACAAAAUCUAUCUCAACGCCUUAUAUCUAUACCAGAGAGCGAAAUUAUGGAUCAGGCCGCACAAGCAGCUGCUGCUGCAGCAGCAGUUGCAACAGCACUUUCAUCAAAUCUGUCAACUGUUACAACUGAUUCAUCAUCAUCGUCAUCGAUAUCAAAUGAUAAUAAUCAGGAAAUGGAUAUUGAUAUAUUGCAAGUUCAAGAAAAUAUUAGUGUUGAUGGAGAAAAUGCUGUGUUAUUUCCCAACAUAGCAGGUGCUGCAGAUAUCUCUAAGUCAACUGAUGAAACACCAACAACUAAUAGUAAUGCAUCUAAUGCAGAAAAUAUAUCUGUUUCAAAUGUAACUGCAACAAAACAACAUCCAACUACAGCGCAACAAAAUAAUGUUCAGCACUUAAAUAAUAGUAACAAUUGCACUCUUCAAAUUCAACAACAAAAUCGUUCAAAUAAUAAUCCAUUGUGGUGGCGUGAAAAUCUCAAUUUAGAUAAAUCCAAAUUAGUUCUGAUUGGAUUUAGCAAGGGUUGCGUUGUCCUCAACCAAGUGAGUCAAAUUUAGUGUAAAAAUCGUUAC
Molecule: messenger RNA, 1146 nt
Organism: Teleopsis dalmanni
Lineage: Eukaryota; Metazoa; Arthropoda; Insecta; Diptera; Diopsidae
Exons: 6
Coding region: 154-1131 (325 amino acids)
Cellular component (GO): mitochondrion
Source: RefSeq, a predicted model, not a curated record